Molecule: messenger RNA, 5146 nt
Organism: Octodon degus (degu)
Lineage: Eukaryota; Metazoa; Chordata; Mammalia; Rodentia; Octodontidae
Gene: Fancc
Product: Fanconi anemia complementation group C
Exons: 15
Coding region: 211-1878 (555 amino acids)
Biological process (GO): cellular response to oxidative stress; interstrand cross-link repair; nucleotide-excision repair
Cellular component (GO): Fanconi anaemia nuclear complex
Source: RefSeq, a predicted model, not a curated record
GCCUCACUGCCGGACAUUCGCGGGAAAUUUUCAAAAAAGUCAAAACCAAACAAAAAGCCUGUACGAGGCCAAGCCAAAUUUUCAAGCCACAGAGACCGGGCGGUGGCUUCCUUCCCGCCACAGCCUAAACUGCUGAACCAGCUUUGAGGAGGACCACCCGUGCUUGGCAGCCUGCUGUGCAAGGACAUCACCUUUUUUCCUUUUUUUGAGAUGGCUCAGGAUUUCAUAGGCCUUGCUUCUGACUGUGAGUAUUGGUUACAGAAGCUUUCUGCAUUGGACCAGGCUUCUACUUUGGAAACCCAGAAGGAUACCUGUCAGCACUUGCCUCAGUUCCAGGAGUUCCUGAGGCAGAUGUAUGAAGCCUUGAAACAAAUGGAUUCUAAUAUAAUCAUGGAAAGAUUCCCCACAAUUGGUCAACUGUUGGCAAAAAGCUGUUCAAAUCCUUUUAUAUUAGCAUAUGAUGAAAGUCAAAAGUUUCUGAUAUGGUGCUUAUGUUGCCUGAUUAACAAAGAACCACAGAAUUCUGGAGACUCAAAACUUAACUCCUGGGUACGGGGUCUAUUGUCUCAUAUACUUUCUGCAUUCAGACUUGAUAUAAAAGAAAUUGGUCUUUUUACUCAGGGUCUUGGGUAUGAGCCUGCAGAUUAUUAUCCUGCUUUGCUUAAAAAUAUGGUUUUAUCAUUAGUGUCCAAACUGAGAGAGAGUCAUCUUAAUGGAUUUAACACUCGAAGGCGGAUGGCUCCUGAACAAGUGGUGUCCUUAUCACAAGUUUGUGUCCCAGUUGUUACCCUACCUGAUUUUCAACCCCUAGUGGAGGCUCUGCUCACCUACCAUGGACAUGAACCUCAGGAAUUCCUCUGUCCUGAAUUCUUUGAAGCUGUAAAUGAAGCCUUUUUGCUGAAGAAGAUUUCUCUCCCCACACCAACUGUAGUCAGCCUCUGGCUCCGACAUCUUCCCAGCCUUGAAAAAGCAAUGCUGCAUCUUUUUGCAAAGCUUAUCUCCAGUGAGAGAAACUGUCUGAGAAGGACCGAAUGCUUUAUAAAAGACUCAUUGCUGCCUCAAGCAGCCUGCCACCCUGCCAUAUUCAGAGUUGUUGAUGAAAUGUUCAGGUAUGCACUCCUGGAAACUGAUGGAGCCCCAGAAAUACUAGCCGCUACUCAGAUGUUUACACGCUGCUUUGUAGAAGCUCUCAAAAAAGAAAACAAACAGCUGAAGUUUGCGCUCAAGACCUACUUUCCUCUCCUCUCCCCGGCCCUUGUCACUGCGCUGCUGCAGCACCCACAAGAAAGCCCACAGGGAUGCUGCCUCCAGCUUCUGCAGCACAUUUCCCAGCUACUCCAAGAAGCAGUGGAAGACCAGGCUUGUAGGUCCCGUGAAGACCCCUUUGAGAACUGGUUUUUGUUCAUUCACUUUGGAGACUGGGCUGAUAUGGCAGCUGAGCAGUUACUGAGGUCAGAAGCAGAAACCCCUGCAACAGCGCUGCUGUGGCUCCUGGCAUUCUACUACAGGCCCCUGGACUCCUGUCAGCAGAGAGCACAGACCAUGGUGGAGGCAGAGGCAGUGCUAAGCCGCCUCCAUCUUCUGACACUGUCCAGAAGUGCCUCCCUCUCUGCUGCGGAGCUGCAGGCAGCCACUGGAGAGCCUGUGUGUGGACAGCUCAUCAGGCACCUGCUCCUGAACUUCCUGCUCUGGGCUCCAGGAGGCCACACAGUUGCCCGGGAAGCCAUCACCCUGAUGGCCCGCACUGAUGCAAUAACUCAGGAGAUCAUCGGCUUUCUCGACCAGACCCUAUACAGAUGGGACAAUCUUUGCACUGAAGCCCCUAGGCCAGCAAAACUGGCCAGAGAGCUCCUUCAAGAGCUGCGAGCUCAGGUCUAGCAAGAAGUGUGGACCGUAUGGGUGCUUGAGGGACUUACGAGUGUCAGCCUUGCCAAUUCCAUAGAUGAUAGGUGGGCCCCCUCCUGCCUGUGGCUCCAGGUUGGCGGACUAAGUCCUUGGAGCUGUACACAUCUCAGGCUCAGGCAGCAUACAGGUUGGGAUGAUUGGUGGUGUGUCUUUCACAAAAGGAGAAGCCACACAGCUUAGCCCCAACGUAAGCCUACUUACUAGGGGCUGCUGUGCCUUGAGCAUUCUCUGCCUGGCCAGCAUUGGAUGUCAGUCAGAGUGACUCAAGGAGAACAGCUUCUGUCUCCUUUCAGACACAUAUCAAGCAAGAAUGUUAACUAUCACCUGACAGUGUUUGGACAAAGAAAUUGAUCUUGAGCCCCUGAUCAGCUUAGCCCUUUUCCAUAACGUUAAUUGACGUUUCCUUUCAACCCCUGAGCUCUAAGACAACAACACUGCCUUGCUUCCCUAAGAAAUUCCUCAUGCAGGAGUCAGGAUCCCUCAGCUUUUCUUUUAUACCCAACCUGCCAACCCAGCCAGCCAGGACAAGUGGGGUUGACAGGCCUUUGGGGUACAGUGCAGGGCAGCCCUGCUGAGGAUAGUACCACGCUGUGAAAAAAACACCAGUCCUGCUCUGGUCUCUGCCUUGUGUGCUGAUAUUCACUACCAUCAAGGGGCUCCGGUUGGAAAUGGCUGCCAAGUGACAUACCAGGAGCAGCCCAGGACUGUGGCAGAACCAGCAGGAAGGGUUGGUGUGUGUGCCAAUUGUGUCCUGGAAUGGGAGGGGAAUUGGAAUUGCCUAAGAAACAACUGGAAAACUCCAGGUGAAUAUUCAUUCACAUCAGCUAAAGAUCUUUUUCCUUUAGAUUCACUCAUAUCUUGUAUUGAUCAUACCCUAUAGCCAGUAUAUUGUUUGUUGAAUGAGUCAAGACCUUUUAUGUCCAUUAGGAUUUCUGUAUUAGGAGUCUCUGAACCUUGGUUCCUCUUUGAGGAAUAAGUAAUGUUUUGAGGGACAGGUGGUUAAACUUUAGGGGAGUCACCUGUGUUAGUGUACGGCACUGUUCAUGGAUCUGCCAAAAAUCUGGAAGUGCCAGGCACUGCUGACCUGAACCUUUUCUCUGAGACUCUGUCCUACUGCCAUGGCCACCUUCCCCAUGGCCCUGUGCUUGGCUGCAGCCGUGCUUGCAGCUCCCUUGAGCUCAGCAACUUAUCUACUUCAUUGGCAACUCAGCCUGUUUCUGCCAUAGCAACUGAUCAAGCCCUGUGGACAUCAGAAAAAGGGCUUACCUUGGUGGCAGCAAGUAAUCCCUAAAAGGCAGAGCCACCAGGAAUGAUUCUUCCCUGUGAAGGUGGGAUCCACAGCGAAAUAUGAGCACUGGAGUGUCGCUCUCACCAGAACUCUGGGCACCCCUGCUUUUGCAGCAAACAACGAAAGCAAGGCAGACUUCUGACUCUGUGCAGGCUACGUGUGAAAGGUUUCUUCCUGUUCUACACUUCUCUGGGUCUGAAUGCCUCCCAGUCAUGACAAAGUUUGGGUCUUCCCAGCUUUGGAUGUUUGGGCUAUAGGCAACAACUCCCCUGGGAAUCCCAUCUCCAGUGGACCCUCCCUGUCUGUUGGGAGUGCUGACAUUUCUGUCGCCAUUUCUCCCUGAGCUCCACCAAGAGAAUGAGUCCCUUCACCUGUCCAUGAAGACAGACACUGAUGUGGUGACUAAUUUUUCCCUUUGCCUUGUCCCAUUUUGACAAAGAUACACAAAGGUUGACAAAGGGUUCGGAGGUGGGAAACACAAAGGCAGAUGCUCAAGGGGACUGUGCCCUCCAGCAGGUGUCCCUGUAAGCAGGCCUCUAGCUGGGCCCCAGGUCCCCAGGUCCCCAGGAAGCCUCAGCUGGGAACAAGAAGGAAGGUGCAGAGCAGUGCCCUCCUUGGAGAACCAGAGGCAGAGCCUUUCGGAUGAGCCUCAUCUGGAGUAUGCUGAAAAUUAGUAAGCUCUACCUUCUUAACUGCCUUAGAUUUGAGGGGGAGUUUGGACAUGUGGGUUCUUUCCAUUUUCUAAACUGGCAAAAAUGGGUUAGCAGGCCCUAUGGAACUAUGGUGCCUGAGUGGCGCCCUGUUCAGGGACCCAGUGGAGUGGGACCUCAUGGCUGCCUGUACCUCCUCGGUCACACACCUUCCUUAGCUCUUGAAAACAUUAUACUGAGGCCUAGAAAAGUGGAAGGUCUCAGAUCCACGUUGACAACCUCAGUGUCCCCUUCCUAAUUCACAACAUGAUGAACUCGGGGGUAUCAGCAAUGGGUAUCACCUAGGAUUUGGCAAGAAAAUGUGGAAAGUCAACUGGAAUGAUGAAGAGAGCGUGUCAGAGCACUUGGUCCUUGGAAGUGGCCCUGCCCUAGGCUGGUUGGUCAGCAGCUACCAAUGAGGAGGGUCACAAGUUUGAGCCCAUCCCAGGCAACUUAGCAACCAUGUCUCAAAAUUUAAAGGGGAACGGUGGGCAAUGCGGCACUAGUGUGAAGGCCUAUGGUUCAGUCUCCAUACACAAAAAAAAAACCAAAAAGCAAGACUACCUAGACCAUUUCAGAAGCUGGAGUCCCAUGAAUAAAGCUUGACACUUAGCAACAGAGCAGGAACAGGCAGAGGCUGGCAGAGAUGUCGGCAACAUCAAGCCAGGCUUCCCCGGUGCAGCACACUGGGACUUGGGACCCGGCAACUCCCUGCUGCAGGCUGCCAGCAGGGCGCUGGUCCCCUGGCUUGUACUAAGCUUCCUCGCCUGCAGCAGCUGCUGCCCCUCCCUGCCACUUCCACUUUGCAGUGCCACACUUGGAACUCUGUCUCCUCCUUUCUCCUCACUUUUCCUGGAUUCCAUGCUAUCGUGACUCUCCGUGUCACCUCCAUGCAGUAGGGACACCCCUCCCCCAGGGGUACUGACCUGAACAUCCACCGUGGCUGGUCAGGCAUCCCCAGCUAGAGUCCUGACAGCCAUUUUGAACUUGACACAUCCCAAACAGACUCCGCAUGUCACUGACAGCAGCCCCAUCUUCCCAGUGAUGCAGGCCAACUCAUCCCCUUUUCCAAUCCACUAGGAAGCCCCCUAGUCUGACCAUUUUUCACCCCCGCUACUUAUCAUCUGCCCAGUAAAUAUCUGUUGAGUGACAUAUAUAUGGACAGGAGUUUGGUAUAAAUGCCUUGCAGUCAGCAGAGGAAAGAAGGUGGGCAAUACCAUUGGAGCUCUACUUCUUAGGCCAAAAUAAACUACAGAAUAAAGUG